CACUGUCGCAAACAGUGUCGUAAAGCUGCACUUUACGACGUCUCCUGUAUGCAGAGCGCAGGUGCAGACGCGCUGCGUGGAGGAUCCGUGAGAGCGCUCGUGUUGGUGGUGUUGUUGAGCCUGUGCAUGCUCCCCCUGCUCCAGAGGAUUGGCUCUAGGGCACUGUCCAUGGCAUCAGAAGUGUACUCUCCGGGCACGCACUCGGCGGCCUUCAUCACCUGCCCCAACCACACUGUGGCGCUAGAGCUGGCACGAGGCAUCGUCCAGAGGAAACUAGCCGCCUGUGUGAACAUUGUCCCAGCCAUCAAAUCAGUAUAUGAAUGGCAGGGGAAAAUCGAGGAGGAUGACGAGGUGCUGCUGAUGAUCAAGACCAGAAGCUCCAAGGUUCCUUCUCUAGCCGAGUUUGUCCGGUCCAACCAUCCAUACGAGGUGGCAGAGGUCAUCAGUCUGCCCAUCGAGCAGGGCAACCCCCCGUAUCUCAAGUGGAUCGGAGAAGUGGUCCCGGAUGAACCAACUUCAACCAACAAAUGAAACCUCCCAUUCUGAAAUGUUUCAAACCCAGAUCAACCCCAUGGAGACACGGGAAGGACAUCUGACACAUGGGGAGGGGAUCUGACACACAGGACAUUUCAGAACAUGUUUGCAGAGGUCUAAACUACAGGAUUAGCAGCUUUUACACAGGAUAAGGUCCCAUUAAGACACAGGGAAUCCACCUAACACACAAGAUGUUGCGUUACGUAAAGAACUGCAGCAGAACACAACUCUUUACAACCCUUUGUCUGAAAUGUCUGAUGCUACAUUUGAACUAUUCUGUUGAAAGGAAAAAUAUAUAAUUUGAAUGUUAAAAAAUGAGACACAUUUGUUCAGUCCACAUUUAUUAAAUAUUUCUGCUUAUACACUCUCUCAAGUACAGCUUUGCUUCACAAACGGCUAACUGUUUAGUACAAAACAAAAGCUAGAAUAAAUGAAGUAUAUUACACACUGCAAGAACAAUGGCUGGGACUGAAAACUGGUUAUCUUGAUUUGAGAAUUUGUAUUCAGUUAAUUCUGAAAUCAGACUUAAUCAUAAUUUUGCUGCAAACACAAGAUAAAAAAAAAAUCUUCACACAUGUUUAACACACAAACCCUGCAUAUUUAGGCUGAGUUCUUCUCUCAAAUUGAAAAUGCUCUGUUCCACCUUGUGAUGUCAUCAUGUGGUAAUACAGGAAAUGAUCCACUGUGUUUUUAAACUCCACACACCUUCGCUGGAAUCAUUUGGUUGAUUUCAGAUCUGGAAUUGCCCAUGUCUACUGAACUUAUGGUAAAAGGAGCUGUUAACUUGAAAAUUACUGCUUCAUGACAUCACAAGGUGGAACAGAGCAUUUUGAGCUUUGGAGAUGUAGACAGACUCAUAAUGUAUGGUUACUCAAACAUGUGAAUGAAACAAAGUACAACUCCAGAUUUGUUUUUGAGGAGGUAACAACAAUACAACAUGGCAUAAAGAUCACAAGAGUCAAACAGGUGGUGCAACCCUCAACAGAAAAGUUACAUAUUAAACCUUUAAACGACCACUCUAAGAGCGACAGUGGCUCAGUGGUUAGAGUGUUGGUCCCCCAACCCGAAGGUCGGAGGAUUGAGUCCCGCUCGGACCAAGUUCUGUUGUUGUGUCCUUAGGCAAGACACUUCACCCACAUUGCCUAGUAUGAAAGUGGUGUGGUGGUCGGAGGGGCCGAUGGCGCACAUUGGCAGCCUCGCUUCCGUCA
This is a messenger RNA of Periophthalmus magnuspinnatus, 1742 nucleotides long. RefSeq names its product protein CutA homolog. Gene Ontology annotation, biological process: response to metal ion. Gene Ontology annotation, molecular function: copper ion binding. The record is from RefSeq and is a predicted model, not a curated record. Bases 49 to 531 code for a protein of 160 amino acids. NCBI's taxonomy places the organism in Eukaryota, Metazoa, Chordata, Actinopteri, Gobiiformes, Gobiidae. The transcript is spliced from 8 exons.